AAAAUAUUAGACUAUAUCUUGAUUUCCCCCCUCUUUUUUCUCUAGAGGUCAUCAACUUUUCAUUUGUCUUUUUUGUAAUGGAAAUGUUAAGUCAACCUCACCUCAUCAUUUGGUCUUGGUUAAUAAUAAUCUUCCUUUCACUUCCCACUUUUAUUUCCUUUUCCCUUUUCCCCUUUUUUACUUUUUUUCUUCCUUUUUCCCCCCUCUCACAUGAUACUAAUCACCUUUCUAUAUAACCACCACAUUUUGUCAUGAAAUUAAAUUUCAAUUCCAUACAUGGGAAUUCAAGCCAUGAAGAUUCAUCACUUGGCACGUGCAUUAAUCUGGGAUCACGAUCCUCCUUCCCUCACCCUCGGCUGCAAGAAGCGCCUCCGCCCCCUCGCCCCCAAGCUAACCACCACUGCCGCCACCACCACCGCCGCCACUUUUGAUCUCAAGAGCUUCAUUAGACCCGAAAGUGGUCCUCCGAAAAUUGAGUCGCCGCCGGAUUAUCAGAAGAAAGAAUUAGCUCAGGUAGAGGGUGCACAGCCAGGUGGCACAAGGUGGAACCCAACGCAAGAACAAAUAGGGAUAUUGGAAAUGCUGUACGGGAACGGAAUGCGCACACCGAACGCCAACCAAAUCGAGCAAAUUACAGCUCAGCUCGCAAAAUACGGAAAAAUCGAAGGUAAAAACGUGUUUUACUGGUUCCAAAACCAUAAGGCGCGCGAGAGGCAGAAGCAGAAGCGCAUUAGCCUCGGCCUCAGCCGCAGUCGUCCUAGAACACCGCCUUCUCCAUUUCCCGCCUUUUCUACUCCUCUUUUAUCCUCAUCAUCAUCAUCCACUAAGAGCGAAGGGAGGCAUGGUGAAUUAUUUGAAGAUAAUCCAUACAAGAGAAAGAGCAGGUCAUGGGCAUUUGACCUAUGCUUACAAGAAGAUAACAUUCGUUGUACAGAGGAAGAAGAAGAAGGAGGAUGGAAAGAUACGACGACCCUUGAACUCUUCCCUUUGCAGCCUGAAGGAAGAUCUUGAUUUAAUGGAUUAUAUUAUUUAUUUGAAUUCUAAUAAAUGUCAAGUUUAACUUAAUUUAACUAGUCAGGUUCUUUUGUAACUUUGCCUUAGUUAAUUUCUAGCUACUAGCUGUGUUUAAUGAUUAAUAUUGCGAUGCUACGUUUAAUUAUCUUUCGGAAAUAAGUAAAUUAAAGCAGCUAUGUUGCGUUGAAUGAUCGGUUUUUCUUCUUUAUCAUGAAUUGUUUCCGAACGAUAUGUUUGUUGUAAUAAUACAUUUCUUAUCUGAAA
This is a messenger RNA of Erythranthe guttata (spotted monkey flower), 1278 nucleotides long. Its product is annotated as WUSCHEL-related homeobox 4. Gene Ontology annotation, biological process: cell division; procambium histogenesis; phloem or xylem histogenesis. Gene Ontology annotation, cellular component: nucleus. NCBI's taxonomy places the organism in Eukaryota, Viridiplantae, Streptophyta, Magnoliopsida, Lamiales, Phrymaceae. Gene Ontology annotation, molecular function: DNA binding; DNA-binding transcription factor activity. The record is from RefSeq and is a predicted model, not a curated record.